Messenger RNA from Cucumis sativus (cucumber), 1227 nucleotides. RefSeq names its product metal tolerance protein 4-like (gene MTP8). The record is from RefSeq and is marked provisional. Gene Ontology annotation, cellular component: membrane. The transcript is spliced from 7 exons. Gene Ontology annotation, biological process: monoatomic cation transport; transmembrane transport. Bases 1 to 1227 code for a protein of 408 amino acids. Lineage: Eukaryota; Viridiplantae; Streptophyta; Magnoliopsida; Cucurbitales; Cucurbitaceae. Gene Ontology annotation, molecular function: manganese ion transmembrane transporter activity.
AUGGAUGGAGAUUCGGAUUUGAGUCCGAAAGCUCCGUUGUUGGGAGCCUCGCUGAACGGCAGUGGUGGUAAACGCGGCCGACUCAGUCGGCGAUACUCCGUGAACUCUCUCCGGAGCGAGUUCAUUUCUAGAUUACCUGACAAACUGAGGUCUCAUCUUCAAGAUGUUGAAUCUCCCUACGAAAUUGAUCUUUCCAAGUCCUCUGGCUUCAGCAGAGAGGAAAAGGACUACUACGAAAGGCAACUUGCUACUUUGAAAUCAUUUGAGGACGUGGAUUCGUUGGUGUCAUCUGAUUGCAUUGAUGAGGAAGACAUGGAGGAAGGAGCUCAGCAAGAGAGGGCCAUGAAGAUCUCAAAUUAUGCGAAUAUAGUACUUCUUUUGUUGAAGAUUUAUGCUACAGUGCGGAGUGGAUCCAUUGCCAUUGCUGCAUCAACAUUGGAUUCCUUACUUGAUCUCAUGGCUGGUGGAAUACUUUGGUUUACUCACUUGUACAUGAAGCAAGUAAAUAUUUAUAAAUACCCGAUCGGAAAGCUGAGGGUCCAGCCAGUAGGCAUUAUUGUAUUUGCUGCUGUAAUGGCUACGCUAGGCUUUCAGGUAUUACUUCAAGCUGUAGAACAACUGAUUCAAGAUAAACCUUCUGAAAGUCUAUCGUCAGAACAAUUUGUCUGGUUGUGUGCAAUUAUGACGUUUGCCACAGUAGUAAAACUUGCCCUGUGGUUAUACUGCAAAAACUCAAGAAAUGAUAUUGUGCGCGCUUAUGCGAAGGAUCAUUACUUCGAUGUGGUAACAAAUGUGGUUGGAUUAGUUGCAGCUAUUCUUGGUGAUAAGAUCUUUUGGUGGAUAGAUCCAGUUGGUGCUAUUGCCUUAGCCAUAUAUACAAUUUUAAAUUGGUCUGGAACCGUGUGGGAAAAUGCAGUUUCACUCGUGGGGAAAUCAGCCCCUCCCGAAGUCCUGCAAAUGUUGACUUAUCUUGUCAUUAGGCAUCCUGAAGUCAAGCGUGUUGAUACAGUUCGUGCUUACACCUUUGGCGUCCUUUAUUUCGUCGAGGUGGACAUUGAACUUCCCGAGGAGCUGCCUUUGAAAGAAGCACACGCCAUUGGAGAGACAUUGCAAAUAAAGAUUGAAAAGCUUCCAGAAGUUGAAAGGGCAUUUGUUCAUCUUGACUUUGAAUGUGAGCAUAAACCUGAGCACUCCAUCCUCAGCAGGUUACCAAACACUCAGCCCUAA